Molecule: messenger RNA, 858 nt
Organism: Chanos chanos (milkfish)
Lineage: Eukaryota; Metazoa; Chordata; Actinopteri; Gonorynchiformes; Chanidae
Product: transmembrane protein 74
Exons: 1
Coding region: 1-858 (285 amino acids)
Source: RefSeq, a predicted model, not a curated record
AUGGCUGAGCUUGAGCCUUUUCACUGCGUUCACGAGAACAGACCAUGUCACCACAAAGACUUUGUCUGUACUUCACAACGGGAGUAUUCCAAUUUUUCAACCGGCAUAGAAGAAAAGGCUAUCUCUUUUGAGUAUCAGUGCGACUUUGAAUGGAGAGAAUAUGCAAAUGAGGUGCAGUACAAUUCAGUACCAUGGACAGCGCCCUCACAAAACAAGCGUUUCAACAAACUUAGAGAAUCUGGUCAAGAAGUGGAAAUUAGCUACGAUGAAGAAUCGGAGACGGUUUUCACUUGCCAGGAAGACGACAUAAAUUGCCGAGAAGACAAUUUAGACCCACCGGAGGAGUGUAACAAGGACAGCAUGAGUCUGAGUUCUUCCAGCGAUUUCCAAGAACCUGUCCCUGAAUUAUCGAUGCUGUCCGAUGACGAUUUCUCGUCAGAGUCAUCAGGGACAUCCGUGGAUUAUGGUUUCAUAAGUGCUGUGACGUUCUUGGUCACCGGCAUUUCUUUAGUCGUGCUCUCCUACACUAUCCCCCGUGAUGUAAAAGUCAGCCCGGACAGCGUUUCAGCACGGGAAAUGGAAAGAUUGGAACUGGAGAGUGCCCGAGUGGGUGCCCAUCUGGACAGAUGUGUGAUUGCGGGGCUAUGCCUUCUCACCCUAGGUGGUGUCGUACUCUCAACCCUACUGAUGAUUUCUAUGUACAAAGGGGAAAUGGUAAGGAGACAGGCUUUUGCAUAUUCUCGGCAUUCUGCCAAACUUUAUGGCUCCAUCAAUUUUAGAGGUGCUGGAAGCCCAGCUGCUGCAUCAUCACAUUUGUCACUUGAUGAAGAUGACACACCCAUCCAAGUUCCCAGCUGA